AUAAAACGGUGGCUACAAAAUGAUAAGCUGCAUACAGUUGUUUUAUUGGAUGUCAAGUCUUUGUAGGAGAAGAAGAGACAGUGAUGAAGGAUUUACAUCAGUUGAUAGUAAACAAAUUCCGCCACCACAGCUUGUUGACUUCAAGGGCUCCUUUGAAGAAGGUAACAGUACUGGGAAUAUGUAUGCCUCGAGGUAUUCACUGGAACUACCUGAAGACAAUAACUUAACUGACGAAAUGGCUUCUGUAAUGCCUUUAGAGGAGUUGGAGCWCGAAGAAGGUGCUGGCGAUGAAGACGAGGGUGAAAUAAUCGAUUGGCAAUUACCGUUGUGUUUUAUGAAGAAGAGACACAAGGAAACGAUCACUGGAACGAAGCAUCUAGCACAAACAUGGCGAAUGAAGGAGCGAAUGAAGACUGUAAGUGUUGCUUUGGUGUUGUCUUUGAACGUUGGGGUUGACCCGCCUGAUGUGGUCAAAACAAACCCUUGUGCUCGUAUGGAGUGUUGGGUUGACUCGAAACAAUUGGCAAUAAACUACAGGAACAGUAUGAACGAUGGCAGCCAAGGGCAAGGUACAARCAAAGCUUAGAUCCAACAGUAGACGAUGUCAAGAAAUUAUGCUCUUCGCUGCGCCGAAAUGCUAAAGAAGAAAGAGUCUUGUUUCAUUACAAUGGCCAUGGUGURCCAAAGCCUACAAUUAAUGGAGAAAUUUGGGUUUUUAAUAAAUCUUAUACACAGUAUAUUCCGUUGUCAAUAUAUGACUUACAGACUUGGAUGGGUAGCCCAUCRAUAUUUGUCUAUGACUGCAACAAUGCUGGGCUUAUAUUGCAGUGUUUUAACAAGUUUUCUUCAACAAGAGCAGAUGAACAUGAGAGAUCUCUUGCUCAAGGAAACAAUAUACCAGUCCCUCAUUCUACUAAAAACUGUAUACAAUUAGCAGCUUGCAGUGCAAGUCAACUUUUGCCAAUGAAUCCUGAGCUACCUGCAGACUUAUUUACUGCUUGUUUGACAACACCUAUCAAGGUGGCCUUACAAUGGUUCUGUAGCCAGAGCUGUAGUAAAUUAGUUCCAGGCAUAACACUGGAACUUAUAGAAAAAAUACCAGGACGUCUCAAUGACAGACGGACACCAUUAGGUGAAUUAAAUUGGAUCUUUACUGCUGUUACAGAUACUAUAGCAUGGAAUAUGCUUCCAAGAGACUUAUUUCAUAGACUUUUUAGACAAGAUUUGCUUGUUGCAAGUUUGUUCAGAAACUUUUUGCUGGCAGAACGUGUGAUGAGGUCUUACAACUGUACRCCAGUCUCCAGUCCUAAGCUCCCUCCAACAUACAUGCAUCAUAUGUGGCAAGCCUGGGAUCUUGCUGUUGAUCUGUGUCUAUCACAACUACCAGAAGUCAUUGAAAAUCCUUCAAGCUUUACGCACAGUCAGUUCUUCUCCCAACAACUGUUAGCAUUUCAAGUAUGGCUUGCCAUGGGCUCAGAGCAUAGAGAUCCUCCAGAACAGCUACCAAUAGUUCUCCAGGUUCUUCUCAGCCAGGUCCAUAGACUGCGAGCUUUGGAUUUAUUGGGAAGAUUUUUAGAUUUAGGGCCAUGGGCUGUAAACUUAGCAUUAUCUGUUGGUAUAUUUCCUUAUGUUUUAAAGUUAUUACAAAGCUCAGCGAGGGAGCUGAGACCGCUGUUGGUUUUUAUUUGGGCAAAAAUAUUAGCUGUGGACAGUUCUUGUCAGGCUGAUCUGGUAAAGGACAGUGGACAUAAGUACUUUCUAUCUGUACUUGCAGAUCCAUACAUGCCAGCAGAGCAUAGAACUAUGGCAGCAUUUGUGCUGUCUUCAAUCAUCGAUGGCUUUCGAAGUGGUCAGGAGUCAUGCUUGCARGGMAACUUGAUUGCUAUUUGUCUAGAGCAGCUUACAGACCCUCAUCCUUUACUCAGGCAAUGGCUUGCUGUUUGCUUGGCUAAGAUAUGGCAGAAUUAUGAUGCUGCUCGAUGGUGUGGUGUCAGAGAUACUGCACCUGAGAAACUGUAUUGUUUGUUGUCUGAUCCUUUGCCUGAAGUGCGAGCCGCUGCUGUGUUUGCUUUGGGUACAUUCAUAGCUAACACUGGUGACAGGUCUGAUCAUGCUAACCAGAUUGACUUUGGGGUUGCCAUGACACUGACACAGCUUGCUCAAGAUGGGAGYCCACUGGUUAGAAAGGAGCUGGUUGUUGCAUUACAUGGCCUUGUCAUCCAAUAUGAAACCAACUUYGGUGUCAUUGCUUUGCAAUUCCUUGAAGAAGACAGACAGAAGGAGAAUGCUCCACCUGCAGCGGCGAUAACAUCCAGUGGUUGGAUAGUGGUAGGAAGUGGUAAUAGUCCUCAAACAAACCCUCAACUUCCCCAGGAAGUGUUACCAUCAACCAGUCCAUCAAAUCGUAAACUUUCAAGUGGAAUGAGAGCAAGCUUCUCAUCUUCUCAGCUUAGCACUUAUGCAGAAAGAGGGAGUACUAACCUUAGCAGUAGUGGCAGCAGCAGCAGCAGUAGCCAAGAAUUUGGUCCUGUCAAAGAUCUCCGAAGAACUCCAUCAACAUCUUCUUUGUCAUCAACAAUCCAAUCCAAUGUGUAUGCAAAUACUUGGAAGGCCUUGUUGAACCUUUCAGUAGAUCCUGAUAAUGGAGUCAGUGAACUUGCAAAGAAGAUCGUCAAUAGCGUGAUGCUCAAAGCAACCAUUAAUACUCGACCUCUGAGAGUUGUGCCAAGCGGGUCAGGAUCAACAUCAUCAUCGGCUCCAUCAUCACCAAACAGAUUCAAUAAUCCUUACAUGCGCCACCACUCAAUGGAUCAAGGGUCACCUCCUCCACAAUAUCGUAGCCAAAUGGGACAGCCAGUGGGACAGUCUAUGACCAAACCAGGAGACCAAUCCAGUGGACCAUCAAGAAAUAACCCAGCUGUGAAUCCAGCUCUUUAUCCUCAUUCUUAUCAAUUCCAUGUCAAGAGAAAGACAUUUGACAAAGGGCCUGAGGUCACUCCAUCUGAAGAAGAAGGAGAAUCAGAUGAUGAAGAUUCAUCGUCAACCAAACCAACUUUAGUCAAAACUGAAUUCCCUGAAUGGUGUGCAAGCUACUUUGCACUGUCUGUAAUGAAGCCCCCAGAAGAACACGACCCACAAAGCCAGCUUCAUCUAGARAGAGAAUGGAGGUUUGAAAGAAAUUCAAAAGUCAGACGAGAAGCAGCAAAGCAACAAGCAAGAGCAGCUUCUGGCAAAAUUGAUGACCARAUUUUUAUCAACAAGAACCAGCAUGCACCUGGAGURCUUCGUUUCCAUCCUUAUGAACCACACCUAGUUGUUGCUGACAGGGGUGGACURAGUGUAUGGAAUUGGGAACAAGGCGCUAGAUUAAACUACUUCACAAAUAAUAACCGAAAAGUAUCAAGAAUAACAAGCAUGGAAUUUUUAAAUGCACACGACCUUACGUUACUUUUAACUGGAACAGACGAUGGUUCUGUGAGACUUUAUAGAAAUUACAGUGGUGAGGAUGAUAAGAAAGUAGAAAUGGUCACAGCUUGGCAAGCCUUGUCUGGRAUGCUGCCUUCCACAAGAGGUAGUGGAUCAGGACUGGUUGUUAACUGGGAGCAGGAGACUGGUAUACUACUUGCAUCGGGUGAUGUCAGGUUUAUAAGAGUAUGGGACACACAGAGAGAGAUGAAAAUGCAGGACAUACCAACAGGAGCUGAUAGCUGUGUUACCAGUCUUGCAUGUGACUCUGUAGGAAGAUCUUUGUUGAUUGCUGGGUGUGGYGACGGUUCAGUUAGACUCUAUGAUAGAAGACUACCUCCUUCAGACAGUCGAGUGAUGGCUCUAAGAGAACACAGUGGAUGGGUCACUAGUGUAUUUUUACAAAAGGGYGGAGACGGCAAUAUUAUAAGCGGAAGUGUUGCUGGCGAUGUACGAUUCUGGGAUCCACGGUUCUCAGAAUCAGUAAAACACUUCGAAACGUUAGCGAACAUGACAGCAUUCGAAGUUCAUCACCAAGCUAAAGUAAUCGCAAGUGGCUCAGCCAAUCAGAUGAUAAGGGUGUAUGAUUUAGAUGGUAACUAUCGAAGUGUGAUUAGAUAUCAUGAUGGAUUUAUGGGACAACGAAUAGGACCAAUUACUUGUAUGGCGUUUCAUCCCCAUCGGGUCAAUCUCGCUGCUGGAAGCACUGACGCCUUYAUUUCCAUAUACUCGUCUGAAAAGAAAGUUCGAUAGGGAAACAAAACACRCAUUAUURUGUGUCAAAYUACCUCAAAUUCCAUCGCCGAGCUCGAGUAAGACCAAAAAGUAUUGCUAUAUACCUGGUACUAAAUAUACAGUUAGWCCCAUUAAGUUUGUGCAGUUGCUAAAACAUAAAARACAACAACAAAACAACAUCUAAUAGUAUCAUGUUUUUAGAUUUUUCACAARAUUGUUCACUUCCAAGUUGAAAAAAAUUCAUAAACAGUGAACUGUUGAAYUGACGGCAUUAAUCAUUUGCUAUUUUGCGUUUUGAKAUUCAACGGAAGGAAAUUCAAAAACGGUUUUACAAAUGAUUUUACCGCUGUCUUUACCGCAUGGGUCAAUCGUCAAACUUCAUUUUUUCAAUACCAUAUUAAAGUUAACAUCGUUUAGUGUGUGAUUAAGAAGAAAAUCCAACUAAAUUCCAACUUUG
Exaiptasia diaphana is the source of this 4657-nucleotide messenger RNA. RefSeq names its product regulatory-associated protein of mTOR. Gene Ontology annotation, cellular component: TORC1 complex; cytoplasm. Gene Ontology annotation, biological process: positive regulation of protein serine/threonine kinase activity; regulation of autophagy; cellular response to starvation. Gene Ontology annotation, molecular function: protein-macromolecule adaptor activity; protein binding. NCBI's taxonomy places the organism in Eukaryota, Metazoa, Cnidaria, Anthozoa, Actiniaria, Aiptasiidae. The record is from RefSeq and is a predicted model, not a curated record.